AUGGCUUCUAUAUUCACCUACCAGGAUGAGCCUCCACGAAUUCAAUCUCCCUGGUCGACUCCGGGGACUUCGACUCCCCAGCCUUCGCAACAAUAUGGCACCGGUCUCGUCGAGGGGCAACAUGCCCCAAACGGACUUGUCAAGCUGGAGCCUGAGCAUCAAGACGGCCCUACUGAGUACAAGCUUCACCUGCUCCUUCGACCAAGGAGGAAAUUCUUAUCGACAACUACCACUACCUUCAUAUCUGGUUCUCACCACUAUAGCUCUCCGCAACAGCAGGUGUCCGGACCUACUCGCGCUCUGGUUGACACCAAUCCCGACCGCCCGUCGUCUCAACCUCCCUCGCAGGCUCGUCAGAACCGACUGCAGCAACUGACUACGCAGCUGCUCUGGAGGCUGCAACAGUCAUCGCCUUUUCAUUCGUCUUCGAAUGCCGAUCUGGUGUUGCCGGUUCUUCCGGAAGCAACUCCGAGGUUGGGAGUACCGGACCGUCCGGCCAAGCUUCUGCCAGGCCUGGAAGAAAGCCAAGGUGCGCUGUACGAGAUCGGCGUCGCUGACGAUGGCACGCUGGUCGGUCUUGUUGAGGACGAGUUGCAGGAGAGUUUGAUCAAUCUGAAUGCUAUGGCUGCUAGCCUAGGCUGCACCACCACUGUGCUGCGUAGGGUAGCAGUGGGGACGUGUGAAUGGGCAGACACAGAUAGUGAGCCGGGAGACACAACCACUCACAAAGAGAGACUCUGGGUGGCCGAAGUAUUGGUGUACCCGGACUCGCGCGCCUCGACAAAUGCAGAUGUACCAAAAGCGGCACUUGAUGAAGCAGCCACUCCCUCAAGGCCGGCGGACGAAUCUUAUUUGGCUGAGCAUGCAUCGACUGAACAGAUACGAGUGACCUUUAUAGGUGCUACUGCUGCUGGGAAGUCAACUUUGCUGGGCACCCUGUCGACCUCCACGUUGGACAAUGGUCGUGGAAGAAGCCGGCUUUCACUACUCAAACAUCGGCACGAGAUCGCCUCGGGGAUCACCAGUUCGGUUGCGCAUGAGCUUAUUGGUUACAUACAUGACCGGAACAAGGCACACUCGGUCAACUACGCCUCCGGAAAUGUCUCUUCCUGGGUGGACAUCCACAACGUGGCCGAUCGUCUUGUUUUCCUGUCCGAUUCGCCCGGCCUCCCGAGAUUCGCCAAAUCUGCCCUCCGAAGCCUUAUAUCGUGGAGACCGGCAUGGACGCUUCUGUGCAUCGCAGCCGACCAGAUAGACGACACCUCAAAUCUUGGCGCAACGCUUCCGACUGCGGAGCUGCAUGCUGACGGCGGGACAGGCGAGAAUGUGGAUCUUUCGCUUUCCUAUCUCAAGCUGUGUCUUCGAUUACACGUGCCAUUCAUGGUGGUCAUCACCAAACUGGACCUGGCAAACAAGACGGGGCUACGACUAGUCCUCGCAAAAGUCCUCUCUGCCAUCAAGGCUAGUGGCCGGAGACCUGCCAUGCUCAGCAACACGACAGUCCCACCUUCUGCGUCGGAAUAUGGACUUGUAGCCUUGGAGGGGCAGGACAUGGAUGACCGAGAUCAGAUCGAGGUAGACAACCUCAUUGCAUCCAUGCAGCGUGAUUCUGGACAGACCUUCGUACCCAUCCUGAUGACGAGUGCGGUCACGGGUCUUGGCAUCAGCAAGCUGCAUGCUUUGCUGCGAGCGCUCCCUAUUGUAUCCAAUCCUGUGCCAUGCCGACCCUUACAGCCUCAGUCUCCGCCGGGAUCUUCGCUUUUCCAUGUCGACGAGGUCUUCAGCAUUCCUCCAUCUCGUGUGUACACUCUGGACACAGCGACAUGCAUUGCGAGUCAAGGCGUUGUGCUUUGUGGCUACGUCUCAGAAGGAUUAUUGUCCGUUGGGGACACUAUGUUUUUAGGACCAUUCAUGGCGGACGCGGAUGUGUCUACUGCCAGCACAACUCAGCCUGUGCUCAGAGCGAGCUCUUACAGUGCCCAUCAGACAUAUUCGGAGGCGUUGCUAAGCAGCCGUUCGCGAUCGUACCAAGGUGAGCCGCCGAGGGUGCCAACCCCAAAAAUACAACCUUCGGCGGUCUUCCUUCGUGUACGCGUAGUGUCCCUUCGAACUCUACGCCUGCCAGUGGUACAUAUACAGUAUGGUGAGACUGGUACCAUUGGCGUUGAACCUCUGGACAACACUGAUGACACCAUCUCCCUGAGUAGAGCUCGCAAGGGAAUGGUACUCGUCAAUGUCAAUCAAAGAGUCACUGGCUACCAGUCAUUUUCUGCUACUUUUCCUGCCUCGGAUUUUGGGCAGUCAAACUCACCGAUUCUGCUACUUGGCGGCCACGCGAUCGUGUACGUGAACAGCGUCCGAGCAGCUGUCAAGGUAACAGCGGUGGCCUUGGACGAGGACGAGCAGUCUCCACCGACUGGGUCUACUGCUGCGUCUCGCAUCGGAGAAGAGGAGGCGGAUCUCUUCCGGUUCGAUGGGGACGAUGAUACUAAAACUUCCGCAAGGGAAAUGCUCAAUGGCGACAGGCAAUCGGCAGAGAGGAAAGAGAUCAAGUUGACGUUUCGCUUUGGCAGUACAGUGGAAUGGAUGAAGGUCGGUGACCAGGUCCUUGUUGUGCCAACCAUGACGGCUGCUGGUCCUGUGACGGGGCCCACCUCUGUGGCCAAUUUGUCAGGGCUUUCGGGAUAUGUAGGGAGAGUGUGUGAGUUGUAUGCGUGA
Messenger RNA from Cladophialophora yegresii CBS 114405, 2718 nucleotides. RefSeq lists its product as uncharacterized. The transcript has a single exon. Gene Ontology annotation, molecular function: GTP binding; GTPase activity; translation elongation factor activity. The record is from RefSeq and is a predicted model, not a curated record. NCBI's taxonomy places the organism in Eukaryota, Fungi, Ascomycota, Eurotiomycetes, Chaetothyriales, Herpotrichiellaceae. Gene Ontology annotation, biological process: translational elongation. Bases 1 to 2718 code for a protein of 905 amino acids.